Molecule: messenger RNA, 1536 nt
Organism: Ostertagia ostertagi
Lineage: Eukaryota; Metazoa; Nematoda; Chromadorea; Rhabditida; Trichostrongylidae
Source: the annotation of a GenBank genome assembly
AUGUUAUUAGGACGGACUACGGAUGUCAGUUUUGAACAAUAUUCAACAGUUACUGAUGGUAGCACCACAACUGAUCCUGUAUCGUCAAAGCAAUCAACAAAAGCUAGUCCUGAGCCACGUUCAACAGCUACAAUUGGCAGUUCCUCAAUUGAUUCCGUACGGUCAACGCAAUUAACGAAUGCCAGUUCUGAGCCACGUUCAGCCGUUACGAAUGGCAGUUCCACAACUGAUCCUGUACCGUCAACGCAACUAAGAAAUGGUCAUGAGCCACGUUCAACGGUUUCGAAUGGCAGUUCCACAACUGAUCCUGUACCGCCAACGCAACUAAGAAAUGCCAGUCCUGAGCCACGUUCAACGGUUUCGAGUGGCAGUUCCACAACUGAUCCUGUACGGUCAACGCAAUUAACAAAUGCCAGUCCUGAGCCACGUUCAACGGUUUCGAGUGGCAGUUCCACAACUGAUCCUGUACGGUCAACGCAAUUAACAAAUGUCAGUCCUGAGCCACGUUCAACGGUUUCGAGUGGCAGUUCCACAACUGAUCCUGUACGGUCAACGCAAUUAACAAAUGCCAGUCCUGAGGCACGUUCAACGGUUUCGAGUGGCAGUUCCACAACUGAUCCUGUACGGUCAACGCAAUUAACAAAUGCCAGUCCUGAGCCACGUUCAACGGUUUCGAGUGGCAGUUCCACAACUGAUCCUGUACCGUCAACGCAAUUAACAAAUGCCAGUCCUGAGCCACGUUCAACAGUUACGAAUGGCAGUUCCACAACUGAUCCUCUACGGUCAACGCAAUUAACGAAUGCCAGUCUUGCGCCACGUUCAACGGUUUCGAGCGGCAAUUCCACAACUGAUCCUGAACCGUCAACGCAAUUAACAAAUGCCAGCCCUGAGCUACGUUCAACAGUUACAAAUGGCAGAUCCUCAACUGAUCCUGAACCGUCAACGCAAUUAACAAAUGCCAGUGCUGUGCCGCGUUCAACGGUUUCGAGUGGCAGUUCCACAACUGAUCCUAUGCCAGUCUUGAGCCUCGUUCAACAGCUCCGAUUGGACAGUUCCUCAACUGAUCCUGAACCGUCAACGCAACUAACAAAUGCCAGUGCUGUGCCGCGUUCAACGGUUUCGAGUGGCAGUUCCACAACUGAUCCUGUACGGUCAAGGCUACUAACAGAUGCCAGUCUUGAGCCUCGUUCAACAGCUCCGAUUGGCAGUUCCUCAACUGAUCCUGAACCGUCAACGCAACUAACAAAUGCCAGCGCUGUGCCGCGUUCAACGGUUUCAAGUGGCACUUCCACAACUGAUCCUGUACGGUCAAGGCUAUUACAACAGGUGCCAGUCCUCAGCCACGUUCAACAGUUACAAAUGGCAGAUACUCAACUGAUCCUAUGCCAGUCUGAGCCUCGUUCAACAGCUCCGAUUGGCAGUUCCUCAACUGAUCCUGAACCGUCAACGCAACUAACAAAUGCCAGUGCUGUGCCGCGUUCAACGGUUUCGAGUGGCACUUCCACAACUGAUCCUGUACGGUCAAGGCUACUAACA